CUAAGAUGUUUGCACCGCAGGAGUUGCUGCACGCGUACGGAUCGCCACCAAACAGGCAACAUGUGAAAUCCGUCAGUCUAGCCGCCAUUGACAUAGAAUUGUUUUUGGUGGGUGCCUGUGGAGGGUAAUGAAAAGCUUUGAGCAGCAUUUGCACCAUAAAGAUGGAGCACGGGGAUAUCAUCUCUGUCUCGCGUGUCUUACUGAUGGAAAUGGUCCUGCCAGUUAAAACGGUGGGUCUCCGUCUCCCAAAGAUAAUAUAGGAUGUGCCGUGUGUUUGAGGCCUUGCCGUCUUCCCCCAGCUUCCAAAUGAAAGGGCGUGGGUUUUAUCGCGUAACAGCAGCAUCGUCAAGCGGCAGGCGUAGAAUUAUAGAGGAAUAAGGUUGGAAGAAAGCUUCCAGAUAUCAUCUGUCGUAUGGCCCUGUCCCGAGGUCGAGCAAAUGCUACCUGCAUGACUUCUGUCCGGUGCUCGUCAGCCUGUUCUUAACCCAUCUCCGAGUUUUGCCACUGCUUCCGCUUUCUUUUCAGUCGCGGAUUUUGCAACAUGGAGAAUUAAUUUCUCCAACAGAAACUUUCCCAAAUGGAAAAGACUUUGUUAUACUUGAGAUGGCAUUUUUUGUGCUUCUGCUAUCUUUGAUAUUGGGCUGCCCGUCUCCUUUUUUUUUUUAAUACGAACACAACAUUAAAAAAAAAACCACCAAUGUAUUUUUCUGUAACUAGAAGGAGGGGUAGCUACAGCCACCCUUCCACUCGCAUCGAACAAAGAAGGGAAAUUUUCCUUGGCCCUCCUCUUGCUAUUACUAUGUUCAAAAAAACAAUUUUUUAUUCAUCUCAAACAGCGGUGGCCAGAUUAAGGUCUCGCUGCGCUUUUGCCUGUCUAAUUUUCUCCCUGCGUAUCCUAGCAACAUCCUUGUACUCUUACCGAGUUGCCUGUCCUUUCUUCCAAAGAUGGCAAACUGCUGGCCUUCCCGGCCAAUAGUCGGUCCGGAAUAGUCAGACUGAAAGGAUCGGCACCAAAAAGCCCCCAGAGCGUUUGAAGAGGAGCCGGUAAGGGCAAUCCCAAACACCCGGGGCUUGUUCUGCAGGACCCGUUCCACCGCCGCAGGUGCGCCGCACUUAGAGGGCACAGCUUCCCUUCGCGGAGGCUGCCAUCUGCCCCCCCCAGUUCGCAUCCUGAGCUGCGAUAAACACCGGGCCGACGGGAGCGGAGCUGCCACCAGGGCGGGGAUAAGCGUAAAGGGCACGCAAGAAAGCCAACCGAGGCGCGCGAACGGCCGGGCCAGGCCGGGUCGGACUUACCCGAGCCGAGCCGAGCCGAGCCGAGCCGAGCCGAGGAGGUUCGCGGUUGUGGGAGUGCUGUAGUGAGCGCGCGCCGUCAUGGCCAGCUGGAUCGUCAGAUCGCCGGCCGCCUGGCGCGGUGGCGCCGCUCUCUUCAGAAAAGUCACCCGUCAGGAGUUCUCCGCCAACGUUAUACGCGAGAAGAGGAGGAGCCGUUGCGGACGGGGAGUGCGUUGUGUUCCAUGAUAUUUCACCACAAGCUCCUAGGCUUUUUCCUAGCUGCUCGUGAGAAGGCUCUUGUCAGGUUAUCUGAAGCUGAAAAUUCAAAAGGUAACUAAAAGCUUUGUGCAUCAUUUGCUCUAUAAAGAUGAAUCAUGGGCAUAUCAUCUCUGUCUCGCGUGUCUUACUGAUGGAAAAUUUUCUGUAUGUUAAAACAGUGGGUCUCUGUCUCCCAAAGAUAAUAUAGGAUGUUGUCAUGGUUUUGUUUUUUUUUCAGUAUUCCACAUCAUAACAUCAUGUAGUGCACUGGGAGUUAAAGUGUUAAUGCUCCAAUUCCAGGUGCCUAUCCCUAUACAUCAUGGAAGUAAUGGGAUCUGGCCCUUGCGGGUGAGCUGGUCUCUUACUGCCAUGCAGUGGAUGCUGGAGGGUGCUUUCCUAUCUGUUCCAAACUUUUCAGGUUUGACUUGUUCUCGGGAACUCACUCUCUCUCCUAUUUUAUUUGAUUCAUUAGUCUCACUUUUAAUUAGAUUGCAUUAUGUUAUUUUAUCUUGCAUUCCAAUAUCAUAGUUAGUAAAAUAAGAUUUCCUCCAUGGACCGUUGCCGCUUUUUUUUUUUUUCCUUUCUUGAGCCCAUCUUCCAUCUCCCUAUCCCUUUUCUCUGCUCUCGGAGAGCUUUUUUAGGGAUCUUUAUCAGCAGUUCAGGUUUCAGUGCUGAAAAACUUGACCUUGAAAACCCUGGCGUCCUGCCAGUAUUCUGGGAUAUUUGUAAACUUUGAGCUCUGCUUAGUCUAGGCAGUGCUUUUUAUUUUUUUUUCUUCAUCUUGUCAGCUUUCAUUCAUUAACCCCUUUUCAGCAGCUACCAGCGAUGAACCCACUCUUUGUUGUGGGGAUGCUGUGUAAGGGAAUAAAAGCAAUCAUGUUCCUCACGACUUAUUGGCCCAUUAUCAAUGUCAUGACUUCUUGUGGAACUGUGUUCGUAUAUAACCAAAUAAGGGCACUGAUGGAGACACCUGCCUGGUACUUAUAUGCAGUGUGGUAUGAUUUGUAUUUUGACACUUAAAUCCCAGAUGAAAUAGCUAAUUUUACAAAUAACUACAUCCCAAAUGGAAUAGCUAAUUUUACAAACAACACGAUGUUCAGACCAGUUUCCAGGCUUUCUUCUCAGUUAGUCACACGUUUUUCAAAUGCCGAAUUAAUGCUCCCUUUUGUGGGCAUACUGCUGUGCGUGUUACCAGUCGCCUUGAAUGUACUCCUGUGUAUUCGUGGUAUGUGGAAGGAGUCUUCUCCAAAACAAGAGAAUGCUGACUGGCAGAGAAUGUGGAGAGAUUUAGGAAAGGUCUUAGAAGCAUGGGGACCCGCAAUGUCAUGGGAUUUCCCUCUUGAACACCUGUGGGAUCCCAAGAAACUAAGCCAGUAUUUGAGUCAGGGACAAUGCGGCUUACAUAAAUCUAAGGAGGUACAAUUUACCUGGGGUUUGGCUUGUGCUUACCGUGCCCUAUAUAAUAAUAUUCUGGAGAGAGAGUGUUUCCGAGCUGAGGUUCAAGCCUAAGGGGAAAAUCCCCAAGUCAAAUCUGAUCAAUCACAGGAGACACCAGUAACAAUACCAGUUGCUCCUGUGGAGGGCAAGAAAUGGAAACGAGUGUCUUUGCGUCUUGAACGAAAAAGAGAAGAGGAGGAGGAGGAGGUGGAGGAAGAUCCAGGUGAGGGGCCCUCCUCAGAACCACCAUCAUCGACAAAGGCAAAAGUAAAAACUAAGAGACGUGCAGAAGAGAGUAAUGUCUCUAUUACUACUCGCUGGCCUCUAAAGAUGACUGAAAUCCAAGGCUCAAGAAAGGAGUUUACACAGCGCCUGAAGGAAACUCAUAUUUCCUGGUUGGUUUGCUGUUGGGACAGCGGGGCCAGUAGCUUGUUUCAAGAUGGUAAUGAAGCUCACCAACUAGGAAACACUGCCAGAGAUCCCGCUAUUGACAGAGUGAUUAGUCGAUGUUUGGAUGGGGCUGCCAACCUCUGGGAACAAGUGUUAGUAGCCAUGAAGUAAAGGGAUCCCUUCAAAGACGGCUUGAAGCCUGUGAUGAAAGGGUGGGAUACAGUUGAAAAGGGUAUCCAGUAUUUGAGGGAAACAGCCAUGGUGGAAAUGUUGUAUGACCCUAACUUUGUUCCUAACCACCCACGCCAAGACCAAGACCCUGAGAGAGUGAGGACAAAGCCUGAUAUAUGGUGGAAACUCACAACAACAGCACCAGAAAGAUACGCCGGUACACUAGCAGCAAUGUUUGACAGAUACGAGGACCAACAGAGAAGAGGUAUCGUAAGCUAAAGAGGCCCCACCAUACAAUGAACUACCAGAAAAUGAAAAGAAAUAUGCCCUGUUCACAGAUGGAUUGUGUCGUAUUGUGGGGAAGCAUCGCAGAUGGAAAUCUGCUGUGUGGAGCCUCACACGACAAGUUGCAGAGGCCACUGAAGGGAAAGGAGAAUCAAGCCAAUUUGCAGAGGUAAAGGCUGUCCAACUGGCCUUAGAUGUGGCUGAACGGGAGAGGUGGCCAAUGCUUUAUCUUUACACUGAUUCAUGCAUGGUGGCAAAUGCUUUAUGGGGAUGGUCACAGCAGUGGGAGCAAACUAACUGGCAGCAGAGGGGUAAACCUUCUUGGGCUGCUGAACUGUGGAAAGACAUUGCUGCCCGAAUAAAGAAUAUGGUUGUGAAGGUGCGCCAUGUAGAUGCUCAUAUGCCCAAGAGUCGGGCUACUGAAGAACAGCAAAAUAACCAUCAGGUAGACCGAGCUGCCAGAAUUGAGGUGGCUCAAAUAGACCUGGACUGGCAGAACAAGGGUGAAUUAUUCCUAGCUCGAUGGGCCCAUGAGACCUCAGGUCAUCAAGGGAGAGAUGCAACAUAUAAGUGGGCUAGAGACCGAGGAGUGGACUUAACUAUGGACGCUAUCGCACAGAUUAUUCAUGACUGUGAAACAUGUGCCAUCAUCAAACAAGCCAAGAGGAUGAAACCUCUCUGGGAGGAAGGGCGAUGGCAAAAGUACAAAUAUGGGGAGGCAUGGCAGGUUGAUUAUAUCACCUUGCCACGAUCUCGCAAUGGUAAGCAUUAUGUGCUUACUAUGGUGGAGGCAACCACUGGGUGGCUCGAAACAUAUGCAGUACCCCAUGCUACCGCCCAAAACACCAUAUUGGGUCACGAGAAACAAGUCCUGUGGCAACAUGGCACCCCAGAAAGGACUGAGUCAGAUAAUGGGACUCAUUUCAAAAAUUCUCUUGUAAAUACUUGGGCCAAAGAUCAUGGCAUUGAGUGGAUUUAUCAUAUUCUCUGCCAUGCAAAAGCCUCUGGUAAAAGUGAACAAUACAAUGGGUUGUUAGAAACUGUGUUGAAAGCAAUGUGUGGCGGAACAUUUAGGCACUGGGAGAAGCAUUUGGCAGAAGCCACCUGGCUGGUCAACACCAGAGGAUCUAUGGAUCGUGAUGAUCCUGCACAAUCUAGAUGCCUGCAUACUGCAGAGGGAGAUAAGGUCCCUGUGGUACACAUAAGCAGCAUGUUGGGAAAAGCAGUUUGGGUCCUUCCAGCUUCUGGGAAGAGCAAACCUCACGGUGAUAUUGUUUUUGCCCAGGGACCAGGGUACACUUGGUGGGUAAUGCAGAAAAACGGGGAUGUUCAGUGUGUACCACAAGGAAACUUGAUGCCGAGGGAGUGCAGUUAGUAAUUCUCCGUAUAUGUAUAUAGACAUGUGUGUGUAAUGCAUUUUAAUCAUUAUUUGUUUGUAUAUAUGUAUAUAUAUAUAAGUAUGAUGUAGUGAUGUAGAAUAGUGGGUGGAAUGUCAUGGUUUUGUGUUUUUUUGCUUUUCAGUAUUCCCCAUCAUAACAUCAUGUAGUGCAGUGGCAGUUUAUGUGUUAAUGCUUCAAUUCCGGGUGCCUAUCGCUGUACACCAGGAAAGUUGUUGAAUCUGGCCCUUCCUGGUGGGGUGAUCUCUUACUGCCUUGCAGUGGAUGCUGCAGGGUGAUUUCCUAGAUGUUCAAAGCUUUUCAGGUUUGACUAGGUCUCGGGAACUCUCUCUCUCCUAUUUUAUUUGAUUAAUUUGUCUCAAUUUCAAUUAGAUAGUGUCAUAUUGUAUUAUCUUGAACUGACAUAUAAUAGUUAGUAAAAUAAGUUUUCCUUGAUAGAUCAUUGACGUUGCAUUUUCUGUUUUCCUUCCUUGAGCCCAGCUCCCAUCUCCCUAUCCCUUUUCCCUUUCCCUUCCCAUUUUGAGAGGACGGGGGGGUGCCCAGUGGCCUAAUGCUCCCCUGUCACAGGCAUAGAUUGAUGUAGUUAACUCCAUGACUGGA
Lagopus muta (rock ptarmigan) is the source of this 5813-nucleotide messenger RNA. RefSeq lists its product as uncharacterized. Gene Ontology annotation, molecular function: RNA-DNA hybrid ribonuclease activity; nucleic acid binding. The transcript is spliced from 2 exons. Gene Ontology annotation, biological process: DNA integration. The coding region runs from base 4037 to 5191 and encodes 384 amino acids. The record is from RefSeq and is a predicted model, not a curated record. NCBI's taxonomy places the organism in Eukaryota, Metazoa, Chordata, Aves, Galliformes, Phasianidae.